UUGUGAAAGUUCAGAAUAGGAUCAUAUCGAUAUGAAAUCUAAGACUAGAUGCUGGUCUAUGGAAUUUACCAGGCAUUGGCCAGGAGCAGAGGAUACCCCAGAGUAACAUGGAUAUGAUGUCUGUCCUCAUGGCACAUGUGGAUUAGUGCAGUAGAGAGACAUUAACCUCCUUAUGGUAAUUACAGAUGUGAUGGACAUCAAAGUAGAAGAGUUGCGAGUCUUGGGAAUGCCAGAGGUCAGCCACUAAACAAUAUUUGCAAAGGCCCUGAGCUGGGAAGGGAUUUGGUAGCUCAGGGCAGUGCUUCUGUAACUUGAAUGUGCACAGGAACCAUCUCAGACUUGUUAAAAUGCCAAGUCCUGAUUUAGUAGGUCUGGCGUGGGACUUGGGAUUCUGCAUUACUAACCACCUCCUGGGUGAGGCAGAUGCUGCUGAUGGGUGGAUCACACUUGGCAGAGCAAGGCCUAAUUGAGUGCUUAGUAAGCACCUGAAGCUGGGGACCAUGGCGAGCAGGAAGUGGCAGGUGGCUUGUUGUGACUUCAUAGUCAUAAUUCUCUGUCUUGGCUGCCUUUUAGAUUCACCUGGGAUGCAAGUGCCUUGCCCUGGUGCAUUUUUAUUUAAUUGGUCUUGGGUAGGACCUGAGAAUGUUUAUAUGUAUUUUAAUUCCCUGGGUGAUAGUAAUGUGAAGUCAGGGUUGAGAACCACUACACUGGAAAGAGGCAGAGGACAGAGUCAAGGGUCCUAUAUGGAUUUUGUUUUGAAGAUAGAGCUAAGCCAUUGAAGGAUUUUAAGCAGAAAAGUGAUUUGCAAUUGUAAAAGUUCACUGUGGUCUCAUUCUAGAGCAGUAGUUUUCACAAUGAGGUAGAAAAGAUGAUUUCAUCAGAGUGCUGUAAGAAAAUUUAGAACUUUUUGUUGUUUUUAUUUUUAAAAAUAGGAUAAAACAUUUAUUUAGGGAUUGUCACUAGCAUCUUCUUGGGUGUGUAGGUCACACAGUGUUAAUAUGGUAAGUAUGGAAUUUUGAGUUUCCUGAAGGAAGAAAGGUAAUUCUGCAGUGAGCUGAGCCAUAUUCAUCCAUUCAGUGGAUUGUAACAUGUUAUUAAUAGUUUACAUUAUCCAGUUUUCACUAAACUGAGCUUUUUAAAAUGGACCUGCAGGGAAAGCAGCGAUUGAAGAAAAUACUUACAAUGCAGAAGCAAACAUACAAGAUGGCAGAGUGGACACUUACCCUACUUCUAUUUUGAACUAUGGUGAAGGUUUUUAAGUGGCUUGUUAAAGCCAACUCACUAAUGAAAUGAAAGUAUGAAAUUAUGUGCUCUUUAAAAAAAUUUGUGGAUUCUGAAGGUGGAUUGCCUGGAUUCAGAUCUCAUCUCUGUUACUUGUUAGGUAGAACAGCAACAAAAAGGUAUUUAUGGAAUUCAAAUGAGUGGUGAUGGAUGAUGUAGUUCGAAUAGCUAAGGUCAGCAUGGACUCCUGGUUCAUUCUUGUUCUGCUCGGCAGUAGUAUAAUAUGUGUCAGUGCCAACAAUGCUACCACAGUUUCGCCUUCUUUGGGAACUACAAGAUCAAUUAAAGCAUCAACAGGAGAGUCAGUUAAAGAAGAGAACAAAACUUCAAAUCCACCCUCUUCGAUAACAGUUUCUGUGGCACCAACAUCCAGCUCAAACCUAACUCUGGGACCUACAUAUGUAACCGCUGUCAAUUCUUCACACUCUGACAAUGGGACCAUGCAGACAGCAAGCACUAAUUUUGUAGGCACUACCAUUUCACCAAAUGGAACGUGGCUUCCAGAUAACCAGUUCACAGAUGCCAGAACAGAACCCUGGGAGGGGAAUUCCAGCACUGCAGCAACCACUCCAGAAACCUUCCCUCCUUCAGGUAAUUCUGACUCGGAGGACAGAAGAGAUGAGACUCCCAAUUAUCGCAGUGAUGGUGGCCCUGUCCUCUCUGCUAGUAAUCGUGUUUAUUAUCAUAGUUCUGUACAUGUUAAGGUGAGCAUUUUAAUGUUUCUGCAUUAUCUUUAGAUUCUGUUUUAACGCCCCAGUGUCUUGGUAAGUCCACAUAGUCCUGAAGACAGUAGGAUAAGGACAGUGAAUAGGUAAGACUCAUGAUAGUGCUGAGGUUAAAAUUCUACUUAGAAAUGGUUGAAAAAGCUCUACAUAGUCUUCCUUAAGCUCUAGCCCUUCCCCUUUGCUUCGCAUCUGUCCAAACCCAGUUUAACCCCAACUCAUUUUUCAACCUAAAAUCCAGAAUAGUGGGCUUAGAGGUUGGGAGAAGAAACCAAGUCUGAGUUAUUAGCAAAGGUGUUUCAGGAUCUUCAGCUCUAACCCUGUUGACAGCAGCCCCUGAAAGGGCCCCAGUGAGAUUACACACACAACAAAUCCUUUAUUUCUGGUUGGAACUUUGUCCCCAGACUCUCCAGGCAUGGCUAACUCCCUGGCCCUGGCAUGCUGAGCUGAGCCAUGGAAGAUCUAGGAUUCCUCUUUCUGACUUUCUUUCAGAGGUCUCCAGAUAUUACCCCUCAACACAGUGAGCAGGAGCAAGGGAAGGGAACCCAAGGGAGAGAGGAUGAUGGUGCAUUUGUUGUCUUCCUGCUGAUGAUACUGCCCUGACUGCCUGGGGUUAACUCUGCCUUAUUUGGCCUAACUUGCUCUGUGGUCCCUCUGUUUGCAGGAAUAAAGAGGGACCUUGUA
Molecule: messenger RNA, 2687 nt
Organism: Castor canadensis (American beaver)
Lineage: Eukaryota; Metazoa; Chordata; Mammalia; Rodentia; Castoridae
Source: RefSeq, a predicted model, not a curated record